AUGGCCCCUCCCACCGCCACCGAAACAACCAUCUUCUCUCCCGUUCCCGUCCAAGCCCAUUCCACCCAAGAAGCGGCUGCCGAAGCCGCCAAAGUGAAGAACACCCCCCAGAAAUUCCCCCAGCCCCCAGUCUUCGAAGACAAGUACAAGGAGCGCGAGUACCUUAAGGGUCGACUGGCAGCGGCGUUUCGCAUUUUCGGCAAGAAUGGGUACGAUGAAGGCGUGGCAGGACACAUUACUCUCCGUGACCCCGUCGACCCAACCACCUUCUGGGUGAACCCCUUUGGCGUAGCAUUCUCGCAGAUUAAGUCAUCCGACUUGAUCCAUGUGAGCCAUGCCGGGGAAAUCAUUGGCGGCGGACCCGUCCGGCUGCUCAAUGCUGCUGCCUUUAUGAUUCACUCGGCCAUCCAUGCUGCUCGUCCGGACGUGCUCUGCGCUGCUCACAGCCACAGCAUUCACGGACGGGCUUUUUGUACCCUCGGACGGCCGCUGGAUAUCAUCACGCAGGAUGCGUGCGCAUUCUACAAUGAUAUCGUCUUGUACAACCAGUUCAACGGCAUCGUGCUGGCCGAAGAAGAAGGGAAGAGCAUUGCUCAAGCCCUCGGCAACAAGAAAGCCGCACUGCUGCAGAACCACGGACUCCUAACCGUAGGACAAACCAUCGAGGAGACGGUGUUCUGGUUCGUCAGUCUGGAGAAAUGCUGCUACGUGCAGCUGAUGGCCGACGCCGCAGCCGCAGGCCGGGGCGGACAGACCGUCAAGGUAGACGAGGCAGAUGCAGCAUUCACAUACAAGUCGGUGGGCACACCCAGGGCAGGGUAUUUCAGCGCGAAGCCGAUGUUCGAUUUGAUCCACGAGGAGACAGGGGGGAGCUAUCUGAACUAG
Aspergillus niger is the source of this 885-nucleotide messenger RNA. RefSeq lists its product as uncharacterized. Lineage: Eukaryota; Fungi; Ascomycota; Eurotiomycetes; Eurotiales; Aspergillaceae. Gene Ontology annotation, cellular component: cytoskeleton. The record is from RefSeq and is a predicted model, not a curated record. Bases 1 to 885 code for a protein of 294 amino acids. Gene Ontology annotation, molecular function: actin filament binding. The transcript is spliced from 3 exons.